AUGUGUAAGCUCCGUGCGACACCCGCUCGCGCGGCAGGCGUCAAACGACUGGCCGGCGGCGGCGCGUCCGACACCCUCCCGCCGCGGCCAAUGGCGGCGCGGCCCGCCCCCGGGCGCGGGCGGGGGGCGGGCGGUGCGCGGGGGGCGGGCGGGGCGCGGCGCCGUCAGCCUUGUUUUUUCGUCGCACGAGGUGUCCGCUCCGCCACACCUCGCCGCGGACUCGCGGUCGCUAAUCUGGUUAAUGCGGAGCGCGGCCGCCUCCUUCUAAUUGGACACGUUUCCGUUCGUUCAUCAAUUGAGCUCGUUUUGACGAUAUCUUUUGAACGGCCGCUCUUCGAGACGAGACUC
Brenthis ino (lesser marbled fritillary) is the source of this 348-nucleotide messenger RNA. The record is from the annotation of a GenBank genome assembly. NCBI's taxonomy places the organism in Eukaryota, Metazoa, Arthropoda, Insecta, Lepidoptera, Nymphalidae.